AUGACUCUGCUACAACCAUCACCAAGCGACAUAAAUAUAAGCAUCAAUGAGUCUCGUAUUACCUAUUAUCAUCGAUUCCUUGAUCAGGUUAAUAACUGGAUUAAAUGGUAUGAUGAAAUGAUAGCAGUUCUCAUUCAUAUCGUCUAUUGGCUGAAAAGUUUUCAAAUCGAAAAUGCAAUAUCAUUGUACGCAGAUUUACAUCAAGCAAGAGAUAAAUCAAAAAUAACAAUUGCAGAGAUGAAAGCGCUUGUUCAAAAGACUGUUGCACUUGUUCAACCAUUCAAGGAUCUUCGAAGACUUUGCAGCAUGAUGAAUUGUUUAAUUCCAUUCCAAGUUCUCAGUCCAGCAGUGAUCAAUCAAAAACAUACAUCUUCAAAAUUUAUUGAACAAACAAAACGUUCUCAGCCAGAUAAUUCUUUUAAGAUUAUGCCUCAGCAAAAGUCGUUUCGUGAUAUUAAAAUUCAAGAACGGCAACAUAUUCAAUGGUUUAUCGCCAGUGAAAUAUUAGAAAUCACUGUUCAAGUCACAUUUACUUCAGACGAUAAUCAUGGAAGAAUGGAAGUGCUAUCUUUGGGUAAUAAAGUUAGUGUGGAGAGACAUACGGUGGAAGGCGAAUUUGAAACUUUAAGCAGUGGGAUAUUGACAAUAGAAGUUAAUAACGAAAAAGGACGCGCUGAGAGAGUGGUUUGGUUUAGGGUUAAACAAGCUUUAUUAUCGAAAUCUCAUCUUUUUGAAGGAAUUCUCAAUAUGAUAUACUCGUCAUCUUAUGGUGGAAACGGUCGCAUUGCUACUGAAAGAGACUUGGCUACAGUUUUGGAGCGAGCUUUUCACUUUAUUGAUAGUCUUUUGAAUGGACGAAUGAAAUUGAAGGAUAUGGUCGAUUUGAAGGCUAUCUUUUGCAACAAGAAUAUUAAUGUUCGUGAUGAAGUAAAAAAGUUAUUUUCCUAUCGUUUGAUAGCCAAUGCCAAUAACCAAAAAGAACCGACAAACAACGCUGAAGCUACAGAACAAGAAAUCGAACAAAUCUGCGAAUGGUUGCAGAUUUAUCAAUAUUACAGUUACAUCAACAUCAUUGUUACUUGUGUACAGAGAUUCAACAUUAUUUCAAAUGAAAAUGCCGAUGAAACGAUUAAUUCAAUCAUACACUUAAGUGACGAAAACUGUUCGCUAAGAGAGAUUACUGAAAAGUAUCGAAGUCUCAAACAACGAUUUCGAAAAUUAACCAAUCAACAUUUACAACUGAUUAAAACAGCAUCCGAAUGUCCGAAUGUUAUCCAAAUGAUGAGAAAAGCCGACUUGUACACAAUUCAUGGAAGACGUCGAUUUCAAGAACUACGAGAUAAUUUAACAACACAAUUUCAACUCCAGGAAAGAAACAACAUGAUUCUUAAUUCGUGGAUCAUCAUCUACGGACUUUGUGAACCUUUUACAAUGAAAGCAAGAACUCUUGAAGAUUUCGUUGACAAUGUAGCCAAGUUACCUUACUUCGAAGAUACUCCAGUGACACACAUGCAAAGUAAGGAAUUCAUCUAG
Rotaria sp. Silwood2 is the source of this 1533-nucleotide messenger RNA. The record is from the annotation of a GenBank genome assembly. NCBI's taxonomy places the organism in Eukaryota, Metazoa, Rotifera, Eurotatoria, Philodinida, Philodinidae.